Didymodactylos carnosus is the source of this 7041-nucleotide messenger RNA. The record is from the annotation of a GenBank genome assembly. NCBI's taxonomy places the organism in Eukaryota, Metazoa, Rotifera, Eurotatoria, Philodinida, Philodinidae.
AUGAUAAGCAAAAGAAGAUGGUUACUUAUCAAAAUGACGUUUGACAAUACAACACGUGUAUUAUUCGAAUUAAUAUGGCCAUUAUUUUUGUUUUUGAUUUUAAUGUGGGUUCGUAGUCGUGGAUUAACAGUUUAUUAUCCUGCUUGCUACAAUGAUCCGAAACAAUUGGGUUCAUCCGGUUUUUUACCAGCAUUACAAACAUAUCUAUGUCGUUUAAAUAAUACAUGUUGGAAUUACCCAUUGUCAACAGAUGAUACCCAAAUAUCUGGCUUUAUCGAGAUGAUAUCGAAUGCAUCUGAAGCAUUAUCACUUCUACUUGAAAACAAAGAUACAGGUCCGAUAAUAUUUCAACUUUAUCAACUUAUACGUAAUACAAGUUCAAAUGUUGACGUACUAAACACCUAUUGGGAUGGUUAUAUUUCUGUUAAUUUAUCAACACAAUCAUUCAACUAUUCAAAAUCAAUAUCAAAUCAAACACUAAAUACAAUAUUCACAAAUCCAAUAUCAUUAACAAAUUUACAUCAAAAGUGGCUCAUUAAAGAUAAUAGUACACAAACAAAAUCAAAUUCAGAAGUCAUGAUCGAAAUUUUAUUACAAUUUUCAUUACCAAUUCCUCCUGUGAGAUAUCAGAAUGAAACAGAUGUUAAAAAUGCGUUUUGUACGAAUAAUCAAUUUAAUAAAACAUUCCAGUUGAAACCAGCACAACAAAUAGCUAGAGAUACUGCAAAAAAUGAAUUAUGCAGUUUAUCUGAUAGUGAUUUAUUUAAUUUUUUAAUUACUUUAAAAACCGACUUAGAUGGUAUUUAUAUGAAGGAAAAAUUGAGCAAUAUUUCAACACCUAUUCUAAUUCAAAAUGUUUAUGGAAUGCACGCUGUUUGGCAAAAUUUAACUGUUCUACUAAAUUCGCUUAAUAUGACACUAUUUCCAUCUGAAAAUCAAAAUAAUAUUAGUUUUAGUUUUGCUGGUAUCUGUGGUGGAAGAGAAGAUCUUAGUCGACAAUUUCAAGUAUCUCCACCAACCAAUAGUGUUUUAGACGAAAGCCAGGAAAUAAAUGAAACAAGUGUUAAACGAUUAAAACGUUCUAAAACGAAGGACAACAUAAAACGAUCAAGCGUAAAGGCUUUAGCGUCUCCUAGUCUACAACAUUUGUUGGAAUCGGAUUUAACCAAAUAUAGUAAGAUGUUAAUAGUUAGUUCGAAAGCAGAAACAUCAAAUUCAACAAAUACAACAUCCAGUGAUAUUGACUGGAUUGAUUUCGCAUCAAAUUUGAUGUAUUUCAAUGAUACUGAAUUAUGUGAGGAAAGUUUUAUAUAUGGCAGUGGAGAUAUUCAACAAAUUCAAAUUAUUAAUCGUACAUGUCGUUGCGUAUAUAUGGACCAAAUAUUAAAUUCAAUAUCAGAAAUUCGUUUUCUAAUAAGAUUAAUUAGACCAUUAUUGUAUGGUAAAAUAUUGUAUUAUCCAAAUAAUCCACAAUACAAUCAAAUAAUUAAGAGAAUGAAUGCAAUAUUUGAAUCAUUGGACGAAUUUAUUAUACUAAUGAAAAAUAUUCAAAAAGCCAUUUAUCCAUCAUUAACAGUUCUAAAUAGAAUAUGUUCAAGAUUACCAUUAUUUGGAAAUAUAAAUUGUUCACAAAUUCAAUCGUAUCAAUAUAUGGCAGCAAUAUUUACAGUAUUUCAAGAAUUUCUUUCGUGUACCGAACGUAAUAGAUUUCAACCUGUUGAAAGCAGUGCUGAUCUUGUUACAAAAGCACUAAAUCUCUCAUUUACAUAUAGCUUUUUGGCCGGUAUCGAAUUUCUUAAUGAUAUUGUAGAUGAUGAAUUACCAAAACAUAUUAAAUAUAAAAUUCGUAUGCCACUUGAUUCGGUUGAUUCAACAUUUCGUCAACAAAAUAGAUAUUUUUCAUUUAAACCUCGAACAGAUGCACCACUCUCAACAAAAUAUUUUUCAUUUGGUUUUAUUUAUUUAAUGAAUAGUCUUGAACGUGCUUUUAUUAGUAUUCAAACAAAUACAAGUUUAGGUUAUGGUGUUAAAACACAACAAUAUCCUUAUCCAUGCUAUGUCAAUGAUAAAUUUAUCAAUGCUGUGUCACGAAUGUUACCCUUAUUUAUGGUACUCGGAUGGAUAUUCACAGUAUCAAUGAAUGUCAAAGAUAUUGUCCAUGAAAAAGAGAAACGUUUGAAAGAAAUAAUGAAAAUAAUGGGAUUAUACGAUACUGUUCAUUGGUUCUCGUGGUUUAUCUGGUGUUCAUUCAUUAUGAUGAUAACAGCAAUAUUUCUUGUACUUAUAAUAAAAUACGGCAACAUAACAAGAUUCUCAAAUUUUCUAAUAUUAUUAAUCUUUUUCUUAUGUUUUACAUUUGCUACAAUUACUCAAUGUUUUCUGAUGAGCGUGUUUUUUAAUAGAGCAAAUUUAGCAGCAUGUGGUGCCGGUAUUCUAUUCUUUCUUCUUUACUUACCAUAUACAGUAUUACUAAAUUAUUCUGAUGUAACAUUAAGAUGGCAUAAAAUUAUUUCUUGUUUAUCAUCGACUGUAGCAUUUGGUAUUGGUUGUGAUUACAUUGCAAAAUGGGAAGAACGUGCAAAAGGUAUUCAGUGGGAUAAUAUUAAUAAAGGUACACGACCUGCUGACAACUUUUCAUUUUUAUAUUGUAUGAUUAUGAUGUUAAUUGAUUCUAUUAUAUACAUGUUCUUUACAUGGUAUAUUGAAAACGUUUUUCCUGGCGAAUUUGGCAUUCCAAAACCAUGGUAUUUUCCAUUUACAAAAACAUACUGGUUUGGUUACGAUGUUAAUAAAAUACGUAAACGAACAGAGUAUUUAAUAAAUUUAGAAAAAAAUCAAUCUGAGAAUACAAACGAGUUAGAUAAUCGUGUAAAACAACGUUCAGCAUCAAUAGAAUCAUAUUCCGAUGGCGAAGUAGGAGUUGAAAUUAUAAACUUAUGUAAAUAUUAUAACAAUAAAUUGGCAUUAAAAAAUCUAUCUGUUAAAUUUUAUCAGAAUCAAAUAACUUCGUUCUUGGGCAGAAAUGGUGCUGGUAAAUCAACAACAUGGUCAAUUUUAACGGGAUUAAUUCCUCCAACAUCGGGGACUGCUUAUAUCGAUGGAUGGGAUAUUUUAACGGAUAUCAAGAAAAUACGUCAAAAUAUUGGUUUUACACCACAACAUAACGUUUUAUUUGAUCUAUUAACAGUUAGAGAACAUUUAGAGUUUUUUGCACGAUUAAAAGGAGCAGCAGACGAGACAAUUGAUAUUGAAAUAGAACGUAUGUUAGAUGAUUUGAUGUUAACAAAUAAACGAGAUAAUUAUUCAACAGAACUAUCUGGCGGCAUGAAACGUAAAUUGAGUAUUGCUAUAGCAUUUUGUGCCAAUAGUAAAACGGUCAUUUUGGAUGAACCAACGGCUGGAGUCGACCCAUUUGCACGUCGAAGUAUUUGGGAUUUACUAUUGAAAUAUAAACAAGGACGUACAAUAAUUAUAUCGACACAUUUCAUGGAUGAAGCAGACUUAUUAGGCGAUCGAAUUGCCAUUAUAUCUUCGGGUGAACUACGUUGUGUUGGUACAAGUAUGUUUUUGAAACGAAAAUAUGCCGAAGGUUACAAUUUAAUUGUUGAAUUUACAUCUGUUUCUGAUGAAGAAGAAUUGAAAACACACAGUGAUGAAAACGUUAUGAACAAUAAUUCAACAAUCGAUGAUAAUGCUUCAAAAUUAGUUAAUAGUUCUAACAUUGAGCUACGAACAAUUAGUCGCAAUAAUAAGAGUGGACAAUUUGAGAAAUUAACUGAUUUUCUUAAAUCGUUUAUAUCGGAUAUUUCUGUCAAAGAGGAACAUGGUGAUCAAAUAACCUAUGUCAUUUUGGACGAUGAAGCACAUACAAGAUUUUUUCCAGAAAUGUUAAAACAACUUGAUAAAAGAAAAGAAUUGUUUCGAAUAAAAAACUAUGGUCUAUCGAAUAGCAAUCUAGAACAAGUGUUUCUAAAUGUAGCAGAUGAAGCAAAAUGUGUUGAGGAUUAUGAAAGAUCAAGUGUUUGGAAAAAAUUAGCUUUAUAUAUUAAGAAAUGUUUUGGCUGUAAAACUUUAUCAAGUAAUGUUUUAGUUUCAGAAGAAAACAACGAGCAAGAGAUAGUAUCUGACACAUGUCUAAGUGACGAAUGGGGUGUCUAUGCUAAGGAUCGUCAUACUGGACUAAGUUUAAUUGGAAUACAGUUUUUAGCAUUAAUUAUCAAACGAUUUCAUCGUACCAAACGUAACACCAAAGGCUUUAUCGCUGAAUUAAUAUUACCAAUUAUCUUUGUUUUACUUGCCAUGUUGGUUGCCACAUUGAAACCAAAUCAACAAGAUUCUCCACCGUUAAUAUUACAUCCAUGGUACUGGUAUACACCCAAUUAUUUUUUUCAGUCACUUGCCAAGGAUGCGUCAAACGUUUCGCAGUCAACGUUACAAACUUUUUAUAAAUCACCUAGUAUUGGAACAAGAUGUAUGAAUGAUACAAUGUUAGAUAGGCAAAAAUAUCCAUGUAAUGCAUCAGCCGUUGGUUACACAUAUGUUCAACCCAGUUCACAAAUAAUGGCUGCCUUGAAUGCUGUUAAUUAUAAUCAAACAAAAAUAUCUCCUGAGUGUGAUUGUGAUAAAAAAAUGCAAACGUGUCCAGUUGGUGCAAGUGGACCACCACCAAGUUACGAUCAAAUAGAAACAAAAGAUAUAGUCAAACACUUGACAGACUAUAAUAUUACUGAUUGGAUAAUUAAAACUCAAUACAAUGAUGAAUAUGUAAUGAAACGUUUUGGAGGUAUAGAGUUUCUAUCAAAAGCUUUAGAAGAAAACGGUAUAAAUACGAUAAAUACUAGUCUUAUUAAUCAGUUGGCUAACAUGAAUAAUAUUGUUGUGAAUGAAGAAAAAAUUGCUGAGCUAUUUCGUAUCCAUCAACCACAAGUAGCGGUUUGGUACGACAAUAUGGGUUGGCCAUCAUCACUUGCUUAUUUAAACAUUUUUAAUAACGCCUUACUUCGUAGUUUACUACCGUCAUCAGACGUUAAAGACUAUGGUAUAACCGCCAUUCAACAUCCAUUACCACAAACUCAAAUAGAAAUUGAUUUAGAACUACAAAGUCGUGCCUAUUUAGAAUUAUUUACAGCUAUUUGCGUUAUAUUUGCUCUUGCCUUCAUUCCAGCCUCAUUUCUUGUAUUUUUGAUUGAUGAAAGGGCAACAACUAGUAAACAUUUACAGUUUGUUAGCGGCGUCAAGGGAAUUAUUUAUUGGGUAUCAAACUAUGCUUGGGAUAUUGUUAAUUUCACAGUUUCCCUGGUAUUUUGUGUAAUCAUAUUUUUGGCAUUUAAUGUUCAAGCCUAUGUACAUAAAGAAAAUUUAUUAUGUCUCAUUCUAUUAUUAUUUUUAUACGGAUUUGCCACAAUCCCACUGAUGUAUCCAUUCUCCUAUUUAUUUAAAACUCCAUCUACUGGAUUUGUUCUUAUAUCAUGUAUAAAUAUAUUUCUUGGUCUUAUAACAACUAUAUCAACGUUUACAUUGGAAAAUAUUUCAGAUGAACCAGAUUUACAGAAGAUAAAUGUUGUUUUGAUGAAAGUAUUUCUGAUAUUUCCACAUUACUGUUUAGGAAGAGGUUUGUUCGAUAUGUCAAAGCUUCACGCCGCCGAUGAAAUUAUAUCCAAAUACAACCCAUAUUAUCAGAAAAAAUCUCCAUUUGAAUUUAAUCAAGUUGGUAGAAAUUUGAUGGCAUUAGCUAUUGAAGGCAUUAUUUUCUUUAUUUUUGCUUUACUUAUUCAAUAUCGUUUUUUUAUCGCUGAUCGUAUUCGCCGUAAACCACCGAAGAUUGUGUCGAUCGAGGAAGACGAUGAUGUUGCAGCUGAAAGACAACGUCUCUACAAUGAUCCAAACAAUACAAGUCAUGAUGUAUUGAGAAUGACUGAUUUGAUUAAAGUUUAUGGUUGGCAAUUUGGGAAAAAAUUUACAGCUGUAAACAACAUAUGCGCAGGCGUGAAACAAGGCGAAUGUUUCGGUUUAUUAGGUAUAAACGGUUCGGGAAAAUCAACUACAUUUAAAAUGUUAACAGGAGAAAUUCCACUGACAUCGGGAAAUGCGUAUGUCAUGGAGCACAGUGUCUUAAAAGAUAUUGAUGGUGUUCAUCGAAAUCUUGGCUAUUGCCCACAGUUUGAUGCUUUGGACAAUUUACUAACGGCACGUGAACAUUUAUAUUUUUAUGCAAGAUUAAGAGGUAUCAAGCAACAAAAUAUUCCUUACAUAUCCGGUUGUCUUUUAAAAAGACUUGGUUUAACGUUGUGGGCCGAUCGACCUGUGCGACAAUAUUCUGGAGGAAAUAAAAGAAAAUUAAGCACAGCCAUUGCUUUAAUAGGAAAUCCGUCAGUAAUUUUUAUGGACGAACCUACAACAGGUAUGGAUGUUCGAGCAAAACGAUUUUUAUGGGACUGUAUCUUGACGCUUACUCGAAAAGAACAUAAAUCAGUGAUUAUUACCUCUCACAGCAUGGAAGAAUGUGAAGUUCUUUGUAAUAGACUCAGUAUUAUGGUAGCAGGUGAAUUUAAAUGUUUUGGAAGUGUUCAACAUUUGAAAGCAAAAUUUGGUGAUGGUUAUACGAUUAUUCUACGUACAAAUGCUGUUGCUGAUAUAGAUACAUUAACACAAUACAUAAUUGAACAUUUGCCAGAAGCAACAUUAAAAGAAAAACAUAAUAAAGUGAUUCAUUUUCGUGUAACAGCAACCAUUAAGUUAUAUGAAAUGUUUAGUGUACUGGAACGAGCACGUGUUGAAUUAUCACCUGCAAUUGAAGAUUAUACGGUUACACAAGUCACUCUUGAUGAUGUAUUUGUUAGUUUUGCCAAAUAUCAAGACGUAGAGAAAGACUUCUUAAACGAAUCACAGGCAGUUGAUGGUCCAGUAUCAAAGAUUUCAAAUUUAACGGCUCGUAUAAUACAAGAUGAACAGAAUAAGAUUGAGAAACCACUGAAACGGAAUAUAUUUUCAAAACUAAUUAAUCGGAAAAAAUUCAGUCUUGUUGAAUUUACAAAACUUUAA